AUGCAACGUGAAUCACAUCUACGUGUCCGACGUGAUGGAUAUGAGUUUGAAGGGCCUCAAAGUGACCAGGACAUCACGGAUCUAUCGUGGGCGAACGAACUCGAGAUCCCUCCAGACUUGCCGCUUGAUGGGGAGUCGGGAGCAAGAUCGGAAACACUUUCUGCGGGCUCUACACCGGCACCCCACGAGCAGCAGUCUCAGAUUGCAGUUGGCAACGUAAAAGUCUCUCUCGAUCACCUCCUGGCACUACGUAAUGCUGCCGACCACUUCAGUAGGACACAUGCUAAACUCGCACCUGCACGAGAGCAAGCCAUGUUGCAACGAAGUGCUUUUUUCAACGACACAGAACAGUAUUUUCAACGCCGACGGCUGUUUAGAGAGUCGCAAGAUGAAUACAUCCGUCAAUUCCGAACACAGCAAAGUCUCGAUGUGCUUGGCUCACAACACCAGCAAGUAGAGGCCGACCACACUGCACUAAUUCUGCAAGAGGAGCGGCUGCGGGCUGGUCAGCUGUUGCCCACUGAAUUUUACAUGCAAGCCAAGGAAGAGGCACUCUCCAAGGCUUCCGAUGACUUACUGCGAGUGCUGGGAGAGCUGGGAAUCCCCUCUACCACAGCGCCAGGGUAUAGCGUGGAGCCGUGUGCCGCUCGAAGUUCUACAUUGUCUCUAUUGCCACCAUCUCGGGAAAUCGAUCCCCUCCUCGAGGAUUACUACGAAAAGGUCGGGGAAAUCAGAUGGCGACAAGAGCGCGCAGAUGAUAUCAGGAGAGAGUACGGAGAGGCGAGUAGCAUCAGGAUUUUCAAGCAGGAUCAUGACGAAGUGCUGGAAGACGGCGACGAGGAGUUUGACGCGAAGUACCAACGGAUGUUAGCCGAUGCGGAUGCUGCAGUGCAGACCGCGGUCAUGGCUGCGGAAGACGCAAAAAAUGCGUGCCUCGACGCCAACCUGGAUCCUGGAGCUGCUCGAAAGAUGCCUUUAGAUGAAUGGGUUGAAUCAUCCAACGGCCCAAUCACUCCAGGACCGCCGUCAAUACAUUUUGUUACGGUUCCUCCUACCGGCGCCGAUGUACUCAGCGGAGGCGGCAAGUCAUCGGCCCUCUUGAGUACCUUGACCGGCAAUCUGCACGCAGAACUACCACUUUCAAGUCGGAGUACCGAGCAUGCCGAGGACACCGGGAAUCGUAUAAAAGAGUGGAUAGGUACAAGCACUGGCGAAGAGUUUCCGUUUGACGAGAGUUCCUUUGAGCAAUAUCCUCGAUCCAGGCCAAUAAAGUACGCGCGGAGAUCUGAGCACGAUUUGAGGAAUAUCUCUAUUGAUCAGCAAAUGAUCGAAAGCAUUCCUCCACAUGUUAGAGAACGCUUAGACCUGCGGCCUUCUACGCAGUUGAGUGAAGACACGGGUAAAUCUUUUGUACGCGGUCAGCGAUCUUCGUCGGAGUCGAACGUGGCUGUUAUGGAGAAGCGCCAGGACUCGGGGCAUGGCAGCUUGUCGGAUAUUUUUGGACAGCGUAGCAAGCAAUGA
Zasmidium cellare ATCC 36951 is the source of this 1521-nucleotide messenger RNA. RefSeq lists its product as uncharacterized. Bases 1 to 1521 code for a protein of 506 amino acids. Lineage: Eukaryota; Fungi; Ascomycota; Dothideomycetes; Mycosphaerellales; Mycosphaerellaceae. The record is from RefSeq and is a predicted model, not a curated record. The transcript has a single exon.